Molecule: messenger RNA, 2406 nt
Organism: Acytostelium subglobosum LB1
Lineage: Eukaryota; Evosea; Eumycetozoa; Acytosteliales; Acytosteliaceae
Exons: 2
Coding region: 1-2406 (801 amino acids)
Biological process (GO): glucan catabolic process
Molecular function (GO): beta-glucosidase activity
Source: RefSeq, a predicted model, not a curated record
AUGAUGAAGUAUAUCUUUUACGCAUUGAUUGUUGUGUCAUUGCUUGCAUUGACUAAUGAAGCCAAACGCUUCAAGGUCGAUGUGGACGGUGAUUCAUAUGAACAUCAAUCAAUCAAACAUACUACCAUACCUUUGCCACUCCGCCAGGUCAAGCUGGACAUCAACGAGCAUCGCCGCACAGCACGCGCCCACCUCACCGACGAGCAGAAGGCCUUCAUAGCGGAGCGCGACCAGUUUGUCAGCGGCAUCCUGAACUCAAUGUCGUUGCUCGAGAAGAUCGGUCAGAUGACCCAGAUCGACAUCAACAUAUUGUUGGAGCACAACACGGCCACGAUCAACCAGACCUACUUGGACCAGGUGACCAAUCAGUACAAGAUUGGCUCAUUCCUCAACUCACCAACGGCCAACGGUGUGAUCAACAAUGAGAUCCACUAUAUGAAUGCCACCAACUGGAUUGAGGCCCUGACCAUCAUUCAGAACUACACCCUCAAGAACAGUCCAAGCAAAGUCCCAAUGAUCUACGGAAUGGACAGUGUUCACGGUGCCAACUACAUCCACAUGGGUACCAUGUUCCCACAUGCCAAUGCUGUCUCAGCAAAGGACUCGUCUGCUGUUGGAUUCCACUGGAUCUUUGCACCUGUGCUUGGUGUUGGAGUUCAGCCAUUGUGGAGCAGGACCUAUGAGACUUUUGGCGAAGACCCUUAUGUCGCCUCGAUAAUGGGCGCUGCGUCAGUCACCGGUUUCCAAGGCGGCCAGAACCCAUUCACUGGCAGAGUUCUCACACCAUACGUCGCCUCAUGCAUGAAGCACUAUCUGGGCUACUCUGACCCUGUCAACGGCAAGGACCGCACACCCGCCUGGAUCCCAGAGCGCAUGCUCCGUCGCUACUUCCUGCCUUCGUUUGCCGCUGCCGUCGACGCUGGCGCAUCAUCCGCCAUGAUCAACUCGGGCGAGGUCAACGGUGUGCCUAUGCACGCCAGCGAGAAGUACGUCAACGGUGUGUUGCGUGGCGAGCUGGCCUUUGACGGCCUGAUCGUCACCGACUGGCAGGACAUUGAGAAGCUGGUCGAGUUCCACCAUUUGACCUCGAGCAUGGCCGAAGCCAUCAUCUACGCCCUCAACGCCGGUAUCGACAUGUCAAUGGUGCCGGACGACUUCUCGUUCCCAACCAUCCUCUUCCAGCUCGUGCAGGACGGUGUCGUUCCCGAGUCGCGAAUCGACGAGUCGGUCACUCGCAUCCUCAACCUCAAGUACGCGAUCGGUCUGUUCGACGAGCCCUACCCCGACCCCUCCAACCCAUACCUCAACACAAUUGGCCAGCUUGAGGACCGCGAGCUCGCUGCAUCAAUCGUCGAGGAGUCGAUCACAUUGCUGCAGAACCUCAAUGAGGCGCUGCCACUCAACCCAAGCGAGAUCCAAAACAUCUUGGUCACUGGCCCAAGCGCAGACAGCUUGCCCAAUCAAUGCGGUGGAUGGUCAGUUCACUGGCAGGGUCCAGUCAACAACGCAGAGGUGCCAUACGGUACCACUGUGUUGGGAGGCAUCCAGCAAGCCCUCAAUCAAACAUCGGCCAAAGUGGUCUACGAGCAAGGCACUCAGUUUGGAGUGAUAAAUCAAGGAAUGAUCGACGCUGCCGUCGCCGCUGCCAAGCAAGCCGACGCCGUGGUCGUGGUCAUGGGCGAGCAGCCUGAAGCCGAGACCCCGGGCGACAUCUACGACCUGUCCAUCGACCCGGCCUCCCUGGCCCUGCUCGAGGCCAUCGUGUCCAACGUCAACGUGCCAGUCAUUCUCGUGUUGUUUGAGGCUCGUCCACGUGUGCUGCCACCUUCACUCGUUGCCAAGAUUGACGGAGUACUCAUGGGAUACUUGCCCGGUCCACAGGCUGGCAAGCCCAUCGCCGACAUCAUCUUUGGUGAUGUCAACCCCUCGGGUCGUCUGCCCAUCACGUACCCAGCCACCACGGGCGACAUCUCGCCCUACUACUACAAGUACUCAUUGUACGGCUUCCACGAUCCACUGUUUGACUUUGGCACUGGACUGAGCUACACAUCAUUCACUUACUCCAACCUGGUGGCCAACCUCACCACUGAUGGCACCAACACAUUCAACGCGACCAUUGGCCAGUACGUGGCGAUCAAUGUCACCGUUACCAACACUGGCAAGAUGAGUGGCAAGGACACUGUGCUGUUGUUCUUGAGUGAUCUGUACGCAUCGGUCACACCAGAGAUCCGAAUGUUGCGCGGUGUCGACAAGGUUGAUCUCAACCCAGGCGAUUCCAUCAAUGUCCAAUUCAUCCUCGCUCCACUGGACUUCUCAUUCAUUGGACAAGACAACCGACCCACCAUUGAACCCGGUCAAUUCACCAUUGCCAUCGGACAACUCUCAAUUGACAUCAACCUUAUCUAA